GGCUGACGCAGGAGGCCCGGAGGAGGGCCGCUGGGCCAGGGAGUUCUGCAAGGCCUCCUUCUGCGGGAUCAUGUCCUCCUCCAAGUGGGAGCUCUGCUGCGAGGGCCACGGCGAGUGCUGCGCGUACCUCCAGCUCGAGGCCCCGACCCCACCCCCCUGCUAGCCAGCCUCACCCCCCUGCCAGCCGACCCCACCCCCCUGCCAGCCAGCCUCACCCCCUCAGCCAUCCUGAGCCUCCGCCAGGUCGCCUCCCGAGUCGCCCUCACUUCCAGAGGCUCGAGGCGGGGCGAAAGGGCUUCAGGAAAGCGAACUCGAAGCCUCGAAAGGUUCCGGCGCAGGAGUCGACUAGUUUGCUCGUAGCGCCAGAGCAGUCGUCGGACAACGAGGUGUACAGAGCUCCAGCCCCCAAAACCAAGGACAGAUGGGGCGAAGAAUUCUGCAAAGCCUCCUACUGUGGGAUCAUGCCCUCGGUGAAAUGGCAACACUGUUGUGAAAACUUCGGCCAGUGCUGUGUUUACCUUCUGCUCGCGAAAUCCAAGGACCUCAAAAGUCCAUUUGCCUUCCAAGAGAUAGCAACAGUUACUCAACCCAAGAGGAAGUUUGAAUACGGUUUUUCGCACCGCCCACAACACUCCCCGGGCUCCUCCAAGGCUCAAGACAACAGACUGAAGACGUUCCUGUAUUCUCCGCAAGAAAAGCCUGUACAAACGGCCCCGAGCACUCCCAAGACGGCGAUGAAACACGUCACGACAAGUUCCGGACCUGCCGUGGUCAAGCAGCCGUUCAGACCCCAGAGACAAGCUUCGUACUACAACGAGGUCUAUGCGAUGGAAGGAGACAAGUGGGGCCGCGAGUACUGCAGGACCUCCUACUGCUCUCUCAUGCCCUCCUCCAAGUGGGCCCACUGCUGCGACAACUACAGGAAGUGCUGUGCCUACGUCCACCAUACGCAGGGCAAGGACGUCAAAAAUCCCUUUGCUUACGAAGAGAUAUCGAUUUUUAGCAUCCCGUUGAGGCCACCAAGAAUUCGCCCCAUCCACCGCAAGAGCGCGAAGGAGGUGCAGGCCGACGAACCCCAGGCGAGCACCCGCCGACCCACGGGCGAAGACCCCGAAGGACCCCAGCCCCCAGCGGGAGCGGAGACCCCACGGCACAGCCCCGCCCCGAAACCCCAGCCCUGGCGAGACCACCAGCCCGACAGCCACGCCGACGGGCCCGAGACACCGAAGGACCGCGCCUCCGCACCCCAGACGCCCAAGGAACAGACCCCAGACGACCCCCAGCCUGCAGAAGAUCGCCGUCUCCGCUACGACGUCGACGGAGGGGCGGCCGAAGGUGUGACAGAGACCUCCCCUUUCGUCGUCCCGCUUCCGUCGGACGCGUCUGCCCUCGAUCGAGCUCUUUACACCUUCAACGACGUUGUUGCCAAAGAAGAGGCGCGCCGCUGCAGACCGAGAUACUGCGCCAUACUCUCCCCUGAACAGUGGCGAUCCUGCUGCUCACGGUAUAGGCAGUGCUGCGCCUACGCCCGAUACCUGGAGCCGAGAGGACCAUUUUAUUUCGAAGAGGACCCCAAGAAAAUCCACUGAUUUCAACAUAGAGGUUUAACACACGUUGAUAUUGGCGGUACUCCAGUUCAGAAGAAGUGAUACCAUAAGUUCCAAGGGCCAUUGCUUAGCUCGUGUACUAUGCAAUAUGACUGAAUGCUAUAACUUUGAGUGAGGUAUAAUAUAUUGAAGUCUACCAAGUAAUAUGCCGUUUUCUAUAAAGUCUGUUCACCAAGACGUAGAUUAUUUCUUAUUAAAGGAUAUGAAGCUGUUAAGAGAACAGUUCAUUGGUUAGAUACAACAAGUUAUUGUCGGUCACUUCAUUC
This is a messenger RNA of Penaeus monodon (black tiger shrimp), 1873 nucleotides long. RefSeq lists its product as uncharacterized. The record is from RefSeq and is a predicted model, not a curated record. NCBI's taxonomy places the organism in Eukaryota, Metazoa, Arthropoda, Malacostraca, Decapoda, Penaeidae.